AUGUCACUGUCUCGUUUGGAUGUUGUGAUCUUCGGUGCAAGUGGCUACACAGGAAAAUAUGCAGUCUAUGAAGCUGUGAAGAUUCUUGAAAAUUAUAAAUGGGGUAUUGCUGGACGUAGUAGAACAAAACUAGAAAAUACAUUGGCAGAAAUGGGGAAAAAGUCAGGAAAAAAUUUGUCAAAUAUUCCGAUUAUUAUUGCUGAUGUUAAAGACGAAAAUUCCCUCCUGAAUAUGGCAAAGCAAACGAAAGUUAUCGCGAAUUGUUGUGGCCCUUAUCGUUUCUUUGGUGAACAAGUUGUUAAAGCUUGUAUUGAAGCUGGCACACAUCAUGUUGAUGUUUCUGGCGAACCACAGUACAUGGAAACGAUGGAACUAAAAUAUCACAACUUAGCACGUGAAAAAGGAGUUUAUAUCGUUAAUUCUUGUGGAUAUGAUUCAAUCCCAGGUGACAUGGGGAUUGUGUUUUUGGAGGAUAAAUUUAAUGGGACUGUGAAUUCUGCAGAAGGUUAUUUUAGAAAUUAUUAUUUAAAUAAUAAAAGUUCUGGACCUGGGCUUAACUAUGCAACUUGGGAGUCAGCGAUAAAUGGUCUCAUUCAUGCUAAUGAGUUGAAAGGAAUUAGAAAGAAAUUGUUCACUACAAAAACACGCUUUUCACCUCAAUUGAAAAAUCGGUCAACAAUUCAUAAAUCAGAAGUUGCCGGUGAUCGUUAUUGUCUUCCUUUUCCAGGGUCAGACCGAUCUUGUGUCAUGAGAAGUCAACAACAUUUUUUCAAGAAUGACAACAAACGACCUGUGCAAUUUCAAGCAUAUUCUGCUUAUGAUUCUCUUCUCACGACUUUAAACGUGUUGUUUGCCGGAACAAUUUUGAAACUCUUAUCAAAAUUCUCUUUUGGUCAGAAAAUGUUAUUGUCACAUCCUGAAGUUUUUACACUUGGAUAUGUUUCACGUGAAGGAGCCAAUGAAGAGAAGAGUAUCAAUACAAUUAGUGAAGUGAUAUUUCAUGGCGAAGGUUGGAAAGAAAAAUCACAAAAUGCAACUGAUGAAAUUAUUUUGCCAAUAAAUAAGGAAAUCAUUACUCGUGUGACUGCAGCAAAUCCCUACUAUGGUGCUGCUUGUGUUGGUCUUCUUUUAGCUGCUACAACAAUUCUAAAUGAAAGUUCUAAAAUGCCUGGAAGUGGAGGCGUUUACGCACCUGCUAGUGCCUUCAAACAUACAAGCUUCAUUAAUGAAUUAGAGAAACAUGGAUUCACAUUUGAAGUUGUUAAACUCAAAACUGUAACAAAGUGCGGUCGAUUUAAGAGUAAACUUGUCAAAAUGUCUUCUGAACGUUUAGAUGUCUUAAUAUUCGGUGCAAGUGGAUACACCGGAAAGUACACGAUUUUUGAAGGAAUUAAAGUUCUUAAAGAUUUAAAAUGGGGAGUCGCCGGUCGGAAUAAGCAAAAACUUGAAGGAGUUUUAGCUGAGAUGGGAAAGAAAGCUGGUGAAGAUCUUUCAAAAAUUCCAAUCAUUAUUGCUGAUGUUAAAGAUGAAAAAUCUUUAGUGGAAAUGGCGAAGCAAGCGAAAGUUAUUGCGAAUUGUUGUGGCCCUUAUCGUUUCUUUGGUGAACAAGUUGUUAAAGCUUGUAUUGAAGCUGGCACACAUCACGUUGAUGUUUCUGGCGAACCACAAUAUAUGGAAAGCAUGCAACUGAAGUAUAAUCAACAAGCACGUGAGAAAGGAAUUUACAUCGUAUCAGCUUGUGGUUUUGAUUCUAUUCCCGCUGAUAUGGGAACAGUUUUCUUACAAGAAAAGUUUGAUGGAACAGUGAAUUCUGUUGAAACAUAUUUAUGGAGUUACGCAUUGAAUCAUUACAAACCGAAAGGUGCUGCACUUCAUUUUGGAACUUGGGAGUCAGCAGUUUAUGGUCUUGCACAUGCUAAUGAAUUGAGAGGAAUCAGAAGUCAACUUUUCCCAAAUCGAGGACCACGUGUCACUCCUAAAUUAAAUAGUCGUUCGAUUAUCCAUAAAUCUGAAUUUGUUGGCAAUCGCUGGUGCCUUCCAUUUCCUGGAUCAGAUCGUUCGGUUGUAAUGAGAAGUCAACGUCAUUUCUUCGACAAAGAUAGACAAAGGCCGGUUCAAAUGCAAGCCUAUAUUGCCUUCGCUUCAUUCCUUCAUGUACUUGGAGUUAUUUUUGUUGGUGCAAUUUUUGGAUUGAUGUCUCGUUUUGCUUUUGGUCGUAAAUUGUUAUUGGAUUAUCCUAAAAUAUUCUCAUUCGGAAUGGCAUCGCAUGAAGGUCCCGAAGAAAAAACAAAUGAAAAUGUUGCUUUUGACAUGAUUUUCUACGGUCAAGGCUGGAAGGAUAAGCUUAUUGAGCCAACUGAUCAAUUUGAUGAACCGAUGAAUAAGAAAAUGGUCGUUCGAGUGUCAGCUGUUAAUCCUGGAUAUGGUGCAACUUGUGUUGCUCUCUUGUUGACUGCAACAACAAUCUUGAAGGAGAACUCUAAAAUGCCCGAAAAUGGAGGAGUCUUCCCACCAGGUGCUGCAUUCAAAAACACUAAUUUGAUCAAAGAAUUACAAAACAAUGGAUUCACCUUCGAAGUAACCAAGGUUGAAGAAUAA
Molecule: messenger RNA, 2598 nt
Organism: Clunio marinus
Lineage: Eukaryota; Metazoa; Arthropoda; Insecta; Diptera; Chironomidae
Source: the annotation of a GenBank genome assembly